GUUUCCAAUUAACCCAAUCCUGCAUACAAAAGUCUUUCCAGAAACACCAUAAAAAAGAAAGAUCGCCUGGAAUUCGGCCAACCACCCAAACUCUACAACCCAAUGUGCAGUGUUGCAUUAGGAGCUAACAGCUUCGACCACAAUGGGUUUAGCCUUUAUAAACACAACACAAGACAGUUCCAUCUUAUUGAGGCACUAACGGGGAAAGUGAUGUAACUAAAGACCAGCUAGAACAGCAUAUUGUUAUUGUCAUUUCAGCAGUGUCAUAACAAAAGAAAAUGGGUCUCUGACCACUUUAUCUUUACGGCUCCUCUCUGUAUCAGCACCACUGCAUAUCCAACUCCCGCCUCUCUCUUAUGGACCUUUGGCUCACAGCAUAAAGAGGAGUCCUGUAAGGACAGUAGUAUUCAGAGGCUCUACUAUAACUGCAGCUGCCGUCAACGCUCAGAUCACACAUCAGUCUAACCCACUGACCCAUUAUCUCAACAAUGUGGCUGCUGAUUCUUUUAGCUUGGCUGGUGAUAUGGGCCGGUGGCACGUACUGGUAUUUGUUCGGGAAACCCAGUCCCUUUACGCUGGAGUCGGUCAGACCUCCGGGUCCUCGUGUGUUUGACCAGAAGAAGAGAGACAAAGUCAUCAAGCAAGGUUUCACUCUGGAGAAGGUGCCACAGAAUCUGGACGUCAUUGUCAUUGGCAGUGGUAUUGGUGGGCUGACAGCUGGAGCCACAUUGGCCAAAGCAGGAAAAAAAGUUUUGGUGCUGGAGCAACAUGAUCAGGCUGGAGGCUGCUGCCACACCUAUAUAGAAAAAGGCUUUGAGUUUGAUGUUGGUCUUCAUUACCUCGGUCAGCUCCAUGAGAACAGUCUGCUGCGUAUCGCCUUUGACCAGAUCUCUGAGGGUCAGCUGGAGUUCCAGGAGCUGAAUCCACACUUUGACACCAUCCAGAUUGGCCUGGGUGAUGAGAAGAGAGAGUACACCAUAGUCUCUGGGAAAAGUGAGAUGAAGGCUCAUCUGUUCAAACAGUUUCCUGAUGACACAGAGGCCAUCGAGACCUUUUUCAAGAUCAUGAAGAUCUCAGCGAAGAAGACUCAUUAUCUGGCCACUCUAAAGCUGAUCCCUCAGUGGGUUUCUCUGUUCCUGUUGAAGUCUGGCAUCGCAGACCUGGUGUCCUCAGUCUUCCGUCUUUCAGGGACAUGUGCCACAGAUUUGGUUAACUCUCUGACGAGCAACAAGGAUCUGCACGUCAUCUUCUCCUACCUUUUCUACGGCGUGCCUCCAAAAGACUCCAGCAUUCUGAUCAACGCCCUCCUCAUCCAUCACUACAAACGAGGAGCCUACUAUCCUAAGGGGGGCGCCAGUGAAAUCGCCUUUCACAUCAUUCGGACAAUUCAGAAAUAUGGAGGCAACUGUCUGGUCAGAGCCCCGGUCUCACAGAUCCUGGUCAAUGAGAAAGGAGCAGCGUAUGGUGUGAAAGUGAGGAAAGGUCAGGGGGAAGUCGAGGUCCAUGCACCUGUUGUUGUCUCCAACUGUGGUAUCUUCACCACUUUCCAGAAGCUUCUGUCAACAGAGAUUCAAGUCAAACACGAUAUUCAGGAAAGACUCAACACCAUGAAACAUGGCAGAGGGUCAUUCUUAGUCUUCUCUGGCUUUGACGGCACUGAGGAGGAGCUGGGCCUCGUGUCCACCAACUUCUGGCUCUUUAAAAACAAUGAUAUGGACAAGUCGAUGGAAGACUUCUUUGCUCUGAGCAAAGAGGACGCUCCAGAUAACAUUCCCAUGAUGUUCAUCACAAUACCGUCCUCCAAAGACACUGAAGCCAAAGUCAGACAUCCUGGAAAAUGUUGCAUGACAAUUCUGACAAUGGUGAAAUACGAAUGGUUCGAGGAAUGGAAGGACACCACCGUGCGGAAAAGGGGUGACGAAUACUACGACUACAAGAUGAGAUUUGCUAACAACCUGUUUGACUGGGCCUGCACUGUGUUCCCCAAGAUCAAGGACAAGUUAGUAUUCCAGGAUGUGGCGACCCCACUGACCAACAUGCACUACCUGGGGGCUCAACGUGGAGCAAUGUACUCCGCUGAACACAACCUUGACCGCUUCCAGGCGGAGACCGUAGCGAGAAACAGGUGUAAUACACCGGUCAAAAACCUCUACAUCUCAGGCCAGGACGUGUUCAGCUGCGGGAUAGCAGGAGCUCUACAUGGUGGACUCCUCUGCGCCUCCGCAGUGUUGGACCACAUCGUCUACAUCGACUUGCUCCUCCUCAAAAAGAAGCUGAAGAGGAGGAAGGCCAAGGAGGUGGCCCAGCUGGCCAAGAAGAAGCUGAAGUGAGCCAGCCUCAUGCUUCCCCUGGAGGACACAAGUGAAACUGCACCAACCUGGAGCCGUGUAAUGCAGGAUUAUUGGGAGGGUUAGAGGAAGACACAACAGAGGAAGAUGGCUAGCUGGAGAGUUUUGGCCUCAUUUACGGUCUGUGUUGGUCCUCAUCCCUCUGCAAGAUAUGGAAAUUAUGGUUAGUGUUCGGAAAACAUUGAGUACAGAAUUGUUGAGGGCUUAUAAAUGUUCUCCUGCAAUUCAGAAUAGAGAAUUUAAAUAUGAUAUCCUUAAAUCCAACAAUAUUUUAAUCAAUGUAAAUACUGUAAUUGUUUUAUAUUUGUUUUCACAUUAAUUUCAAUUGUUUACUCAGAUGUAGUACAUAUAUAUAUAUGUAUAUACUUAUGACUCUAAAACACUCCUUCCAGGCUUAAUUGUAUAAUCUAACAAUCAAAUGUUUAAUGUUUGAUUUAUUUCUGUCCUUAAUCAUUUGCCUCAUGUACAUGUCUAAUAUAUUUUAUCUUACUUUGUGCAAUAUGUACAGUCAUCUUUUCACUGUAUUACAAUUUUAAAACCACAUGUAAAUGUGUGGCGUUGACAAUGAUGCCACACGUAGAUCACCAAAUAAACGCUGUCAUAAAACACCCUGAGUGUUCAUUAACACCUUUCAGAGUUAUGUGGAGAUGCUAAAAAGGACUUCAUCAAAAAGGCUCCAGUUCCCACCUAUGUUGUUCUGACCUUGCCUUUAACCCCAGUUCUGUUUGGAUAACACCUGAAAUCAAACAUGAGGGGGGAAACCUCAGACUUCCUGCACUAAGUGAACAUUUCCACACUAAACGGUGAGCAGAUUGGCUGACAAACUGUGGUCUGCAGGAGAGGACCAGUGGGGUGGGUGGUGGGUCCGAGGAGAAGAAAGCCCCCUCUGUCCAGUCAGCCACGGGAUGCCAGUACCCGGGCCUGCCAGUCAAACCUCCAUCCCUCCUCUGCACGAAGCCAGAGAAAACCCACUGUCACGGCUGCUUUAUUCACACAGUUACUGCAGUUAUAAAAUGUCUUUUAUCAGUUUUUCAGA
Cynoglossus semilaevis (tongue sole) is the source of this 3384-nucleotide messenger RNA. Its product is annotated as putative all-trans-retinol 13,14-reductase. The transcript is spliced from 11 exons. The record is from RefSeq and is a predicted model, not a curated record. NCBI's taxonomy places the organism in Eukaryota, Metazoa, Chordata, Actinopteri, Pleuronectiformes, Cynoglossidae. Gene Ontology annotation, molecular function: oxidoreductase activity. Bases 489 to 2330 code for a protein of 613 amino acids.